AUGGCGUCCUCUGCGCAGCUAGCCAUCGCCAAAGCUUCCUUUUCCGCCGUGCUCCUGCGGCCUGACCCUUCGCCCUGCUCGCGCGACGAGAUCGAGUCCUUCCACGCCCUCCUCGGCGCCGCGAUAAACCGCUGCUCGCCGGAAAACGUCCAGAAGUGCAAGCAGUGGGCGUUGCGAUACCUCGUCCAGUCUCCGGCCCGCGCCGCGUCGCUGGGCAAGUACCUCGCCGCCCUUGCCAGCGCGGCCGCGCCCGAGGGCGACGCCAAGUCCAAUGGGCAGACAUCAACAGGCUCCAAGCCGUCGACGACGGCGCGCUGUCCAUCAGCGAAGCGGCAGCGCUUGCAUGUGCUCUACAUCCUGAACGACCUGCUCUUCCACGUCAAGACUCGCAAUCACGAUGACACGUUCGCCAAGGCCUUUGAGGGCGUCCUCUCGGAUCUCUUCCGGAGCGCAGCUUCCUUCACCAACAGCCCAAAGCACAUGAAGAAAGUCGAGGAUCUACUCUCGAUAUGGCAGGAGAAGGCGUAUUUUCCGACAGACCUCAUCACGAAGCUGAGGGCAGUCGUGGCGGACGCACCCCUAGCGAAAGCAUCCGAUGAGAACGGCGCGAACGCUUCAGCCAACGCUGCUGCGACAAACUCGGCCGCAAGGGCGAAGAACGCACCCUUCAUGAUGCCGAGCAUUCACGGCGACCCCACGACGCCCUGGUACGACCUCCCGGCCGGGGACUGGCUGCCCGCGAUCCAGCCCAACUCUACGCGGCCCAUCGACCCGGCCAUGAUCAGACCGCUCCAGCUGGCGGCCGGCCCCGCGGAGAAGACGCUCGUGGAGGCGGUCAAGAAGCUCCUGGUGGACGUCGACCGCAUCUACGCCAAGGACCUGCGCCUCGACGCCGACCCGGCCGUCGAGAUCGACCAGAUGGGCGAGCGCGUCGAGGUCGACGAGAUCACGGGCGACGUCCUCGACGGCGACACCUACUACGGCUGGUCCCGGGCCUUCUGCGAGAAGAUGAAGGCCCGCCGGCGGAAGGGAUCGCAGCAGGUCUCCGACAACGACGACGACGACGACGACGGCCGGCGCGGCCGCGCACUCUCGUCGAGAUCCCGCGGCCCCUCGUACGGCAGCUCGAGGAGUCCCUCGGCGCACAGCCGAGAGCGCCCCGCUUUCAAGAGGAGGCGCCUCUCGCGCUCGCCCAGCCGCGACGACGACGGGUACACGCCGAGCCGCAGCCGCAGCCGCCGCCGCAGCUACAGCCGGAACCGGUACCAGCGCUCCUCGCGCAGCCCUCCCUCCCGCUCCCGCUCCCGGCCCCGCGGCGGGUGCCGCUACCGGCGCUCCGGCUCCAGAUCGCCGGCCUACUCUCCUCCUCCUCCUCCUCCGGGCCCUCCAGCGGGCGAAGGGGGAUACAUCCAGCCGCAUCCGGGGCUGCCACCGCCACCGCCACCGCCACCCCCGAACUCCUACCCCAGCUUCCCUCCUCCCUUCCCGCCGCCCCCGCACAUGGCCGGAGGAGGCUUCCCUCCACCGCCGCCGCCCAACUUCCCGGGCCAGUGGCCGCCGCCGCCGCCGCCGCCGCCGCCCCCGAACAUGCAGAUGCCGCCCGGCGGGGCUGGGGCUCCGGGCCAGCGCCAGGGCUGGAUGCCGCCCGGCGCGACGCCUGCUGUGCCCUGGAGCGGGGGGUGGGCUGCUCCCGGACAGCCUGCGCCGCCGCCGCCGCCGCCGUCGAUGGGUGGCGGGUAUCCGCCUCAGCAUCAGCAGCAAGGCCACCGCUACGGUGGCGAUAGAGGAGGAGGCGGAGGAGGCGGAGGAGGCGGUGGGUAUGGCGGUCGAGGGGGUUGGAAUCGCGGAGGUGGUGGUCGAGGUGGAGGAGGAGGUUCUUAUAACCGUGGGAGAGGAGGCGGAUGGUAA
Messenger RNA from Thyridium curvatum, 1908 nucleotides. RefSeq lists its product as uncharacterized. Bases 1 to 1908 code for a protein of 635 amino acids. Gene Ontology annotation, biological process: intracellular calcium ion homeostasis. The transcript has 2 exons. The record is from RefSeq and is a predicted model, not a curated record. Gene Ontology annotation, cellular component: perinuclear region of cytoplasm. NCBI's taxonomy places the organism in Eukaryota, Fungi, Ascomycota, Sordariomycetes, Thyridiales, Thyridiaceae.